GCGUCGCUAGGCUUUACGAGAGGACGCACUACGGGGGCCGAGAAGGAGAGAAAUGUGGACGCGGGCAGUGUGGCUGGGCCUUCGAGCGUCGGCGGGCGGGCGCCGGGGCUUCCCCUCCAAGGCCGAUCCUCAGGGAAGCCGCCGGGUCACGGCCGAGCUGAUCGAGCACCUGGAGCGGCUAGCGCUUGUGGACUUCGGCAGCCAAGAGGCCGUGGCACGGCUGGAGAAAGCCAUCGCCUUCGCCGACCGGCUUCGCGCCGUGGACACGGACGGGGUGGAGCCCAUGGAGUCAGUUCUGGAGGACAGAUGUCUGUACUUGAGAUCCGACAAUGUGGUAGAAGGCAACUGUGCUGAAGAACUACUACAAAACUCCCAUCGCGUUGUGGAGGAGUAUUUUGUGGCUCCCCCAGGUAAUAUCUCUUGGCCAAAGCUGGAUGAAAAAGAGCCCUUCUCACACUGCUGAGUAGCUAUUCUGGGAAGGGGUGCCCUCUAAAAACGUGGAAGUGCAAUGACUAUUUUGUUACGAACACUAAUGUUCCCACUUCCUUCAGUCACCUGAAAAAAGUGAUGGUUAAGUAUCUCUUAGUAACUAACUCUUUUGAAGACAGAACUGGGAAAGAUCUAGCCAAAAUAAGGCAAAUAGUCCCUGAUGCCAACGGAAGUAGAAGGUAUUGCCAGUUUCCAAGGAAAUGGAUCAAGUGUACUCACAGGCUGUUUUGUACGGAAGAUUUUAUCCCCUCCCCAAAAGACUGUCUACCAAACUGCAUUUAAGUGAAUUUUUCUAUUAUGUAACUGUUAGACAUUGCAUCUGAUCACUAUGUGACAACUUGAGUUGUCCUUUUCAGUUGCUGCUUCCAUUGACUUGAGCAGCCUUUUAUCUUUACUGAACACACUUAAAUUUGUUCUUGGGUACCCACUUUGCUCCAAGCAGAGGGCUGACUUCCUGCUAAGGUUAGGAGGCAGCUUUGGGAGGUGAUGGAUAUGUUUAUGGCCUUCAUGGUUGUGAUUUCAUGUGUGUAUACUUAACCCCAAACUCACUGAGUUGUAUACAUUAAAUGUACAGCUUUUUACAGGUCAACUGUAUUUCAAUAAAGUGGUCUAAAAAAAAAAAACUAGUGCUGGGCCUGUG
Lagenorhynchus albirostris (white-beaked dolphin) is the source of this 1129-nucleotide messenger RNA. RefSeq names its product glutamyl-tRNA amidotransferase subunit C (gene GATC). Lineage: Eukaryota; Metazoa; Chordata; Mammalia; Artiodactyla; Delphinidae. The transcript is spliced from 4 exons. Gene Ontology annotation, biological process: regulation of translational fidelity; glutaminyl-tRNAGln biosynthesis via transamidation; mitochondrial translation. Gene Ontology annotation, molecular function: glutaminyl-tRNA synthase (glutamine-hydrolyzing) activity. Bases 53 to 463 code for a protein of 136 amino acids. The record is from RefSeq and is a predicted model, not a curated record. Gene Ontology annotation, cellular component: glutamyl-tRNA(Gln) amidotransferase complex; mitochondrion.